AUACGUUGGGCUGACCAGAUUGGAAAACUAAACUGGACCUGGGCCGACCUGAACUCGAAUCGGGUCAAAAAUGCCCAGCCACACCGCAGUCUCCUUCAGCUUUCACUCCGGCCAAUCCAUCCAAGCCCUUCAGCUAGGGUUUCAUCAAUCAUCAUUUCUUCGUUUCACAACUGAGGGACCUUAGAUUCCCACAUUUUAAGCCUUAAGGAUCCUGGUGUCUGAAGAAAGCUUUGUGAACUGAAAGCAUCUUGAAUGUAUGGAACUGAAUGGUGAUAGUGAACUUGGGGAUACAGUAGCUUUAUCCUCAUGAAGCGGGUAUCCAGUUUCUUUCUAGGUUGUUGAUGAUUUUGCUGAAUAUUGAUAUUCAUGCACAAGAUGAUUUUUUUUUUAUUUUUUUUUAUAGUACUUUUGCAUUUGCUUCUGGUUUCUCUUUGAAAUAGAUCUUUUCUGAGUUCCCCAAACUUUUGUUGCAUAUCUUGGGUUUUGGUUAAUAUAUUCUGUACUGCGGAGGUUGCCUUGUUUAUGUCCAUUGGCUCAUGGAAACUUUGGCAUUUGACCUGUUCUGAUUAUUAUUAUUAUAAGGUGAUUUAUGCAUCGGUGUCUAAAAUCUGAAAGUACUUCAAUUUGUUGAUUCAACGGAGAGUAUGACUUCAGAUAGUGCUGAAUGGUGAAAAAGGGUUUAAAUCCUUGUUGAUUUUGAGAAUAAUUCAAUUUAUUGGAAAUUGAUGGAAAAUCAAUGGUUAUUUUAGAUGCUACUAUGUUGUAUUUAUGACAGUAGUACUCUGCUUAUGAAGAUCAUUGAAGCAGAUUUUUUCACAUGAGCUGCUUUAAGAAUCAUCUAUAUUUUCAUCUAUGCAACGUUUUGGGCGUGGUUUCCGCUUUCUUAGUUCAGCUUCAGCAAGCCAGAGGGUGGAGUGGGAUCCAACUGUGUCCCUUGCUCUUAAGCAUGCCACCCUUAUUCUUCUUGAGAAGUGCAGUACAAGGGAUCAUUUCAAACAGAUCUUGGCUCAAAUAAUGAGGAUAAAUCUUAUUGGUCAAACAUUUCCAAUGAGCAGGCUUAUUUUGUUCUCAGCAAUUACACACCCUGAGAAUUUAGACAUGGCUGUCCUCCUCUUCCGUCAUCAUACUCCUCAUCCCAAUCUCUACAUUUAUAACACCAUGAUCUCAGCCUUGUCCCUAUCAUUGAAUCAGUCAUUUGCCUUCUAUAAUUCCUUGCUCAGCUCUUGCAUUUACCCCAAUAGAAGUACCUUCCUUUUCUUACUCCAAGCCUCCAAAUUUUUAUCACAAGUGAUGCAAAUCCACUGCCAUGCGAUUAUUACAGGUUCCUUCUACUAUGGUUACUUGCAAAACACCCUCAUGAAGAUUUAUUUGGAGAAUGAGAAAAUGGGGCUUGCUUAUCAGGUGUUCCAACAGAUGGCUGCACCAGAUGCUGUAUCAUUCAAUAUUAUGAUUUUUGGAUAUGCCAAGAAGGGGCACAAUAUAGAAGCACUUAAAUUUCUCCAUGAGAUGGUGGGUUUGGGCCUUAAACCUGAUGAAUUUACCAUGUUGGGUCUACUUAUUUGCUGUGGGCGGUUAGGAGAUGCACAAUUAGGCAAGUCAGUUCAUGCAUGGAUUGAGCGCAGAGGGUUGAUCAAGUCUUCGAAUUUGAUCUUGAAUAAUGCUCUUCUGGAUAUGUAUGUCAAGUGCAAGGAGUUGAGGAUUGCCCAAAGUAUUUUUAAUGUCAUAGUGAGGAAGGAUACCAUUUCUUGGAACACAAUGAUUGCUGGAUAUGCUAAGGUUGGAAAUUUAGAAAUUGCCCACAAUUUCUUUGAAGAUAUGCCUUGCAGAGACCUUGUUUCUUGGAACUCGAUAAUUGCUGGGUAUGCCCAGAAGGGGGAUUGUUUGAUGGUACAAAGAUUAUUUGAAAACAUGGUUGCUGAGAAUAUUUGGCCUGAUUUUGUCACAAUUAUUAAUUUAGUUUCUGCUGCUGCGGAGAUUGGAGCUCUGCACCAUGGUAGAUGGAUCCAUGGUUGGGUGGUCAGGAUGCAAAUGAAAAUAGAUGCUUUUUUGGGUUCGGCUUUCAUAGACAUGUAUUGGAAGUGUGGGAGCAUCAAAAGAGCUUGCAUGGUUUUCAGGGAGGUUACUGAAAAAGAUGUAACUGUGUGGACAACAAUGAUCACAGGAUUUGCAUUCCAUGGUUAUGGAAGCAAAGCUUUACAACUAUUCUAUGAGAUGCAGGAAUACGUAAUGCCAAAUCAGGUGACUUUUGUUGCUGUUCUCACUGCUUGUAGUCAUAGUGGAUUUGUGAGUCAAGGCCUUAGAAUUUUCAAUAGUAUGAAGGAAAGAUAUGGUAUUGAACCAGGAGUUGAGCACUAUGGCUGUCUGGUGGAUCUUCUAGGCCGUUCAGGGAGGUUUUCCGAAGUCAAAGAUGUGAUUGAGAUGAUGCCAAUGAAACCAAGUCGGUCCAUCUGGGGAGCAGUACUGAGUGCUUGUAGAGCCUAUGGAAAUAUAGAAAUAGCAGAGAUAGCUGGGAAAGAGCUGCUAAAAUUGGAGCCUGAGAAAGAGGGUGGAUAUGUUUUGUUGUCCAAUAUAUAUGCUACUAGUGGGAGGUGGAAACAUUCAGACAAGAUCAGAGAAAUUAUGGAAAGUCGAGGAGUGAAGAAGACUGCUGGUUGCAGUAGUGUUGUUGUUGAUGGAAUUAUUCAUGAGUUUGUGGCUGCAGAUAAGCGGCAUCCAAGAUGGAUAGAGAUUCAAUCCAUUUUGUUCUGUCUGAAAAGUGAAAUGAAGUUAGGAACUGAUUUUUUGUUGGAGUACUUACAACCAUGGUGCUCAUGUUGACUGAGGUUUGUUCUUUGGAAAUUCCCCAUUUUCGGUAAAAUAAAUGUUGGAGAUGUAUCAUGCAUAGGUAUCUGGGUUUUACAUGAAUUCUAAGUUCUCAUUUCUUUAAUAGAUUUGAUGUACCUGCCUGUGAUACGACUAUAGAUGUCCAUAGUCUUCAUGUGGAUCCUGUUCCUGUUUUAUAUAUGACCAUACAUGUUAAUGAAAACUGUUCUACAUGGGUUCAGUUGUGGA
This is a messenger RNA of Vitis vinifera (wine grape), 3051 nucleotides long. Its product is annotated as pentatricopeptide repeat-containing protein At3g04750, mitochondrial. Gene Ontology annotation, molecular function: RNA binding; protein binding. The record is from RefSeq and is a predicted model, not a curated record. Gene Ontology annotation, biological process: RNA modification. Lineage: Eukaryota; Viridiplantae; Streptophyta; Magnoliopsida; Vitales; Vitaceae. The transcript is spliced from 2 exons. Bases 853 to 2817 code for a protein of 654 amino acids.